Messenger RNA from Brachypodium distachyon (stiff brome), 687 nucleotides. RefSeq names its product RING-box protein 1a. The transcript has 5 exons. The record is from RefSeq and is a predicted model, not a curated record. Gene Ontology annotation, cellular component: nucleus; cullin-RING ubiquitin ligase complex. Gene Ontology annotation, biological process: ubiquitin-dependent protein catabolic process; protein ubiquitination. NCBI's taxonomy places the organism in Eukaryota, Viridiplantae, Streptophyta, Magnoliopsida, Poales, Poaceae. The coding region runs from base 51 to 431 and encodes 126 amino acids. Gene Ontology annotation, molecular function: ubiquitin protein ligase activity; cullin family protein binding; zinc ion binding.
GCGGACUCUAGGGCGAAACCCCAAUCCCCUCCCGAACCCGAGCGGCGACGAUGUCUGCCAUGGAGACGGACGGCCCCGACGCGCCGCCGCCCGCCCCCGCCCCCGCCCCCGCCGGCGAGGGCUCCUCCGCCGCCGGGCCCUCCUCCUCCCGCAAGUCCAACAAGCGCUUCGAGAUCAAGAAGUGGAACGCCGUCGCGCUCUGGGCAUGGGAUAUCGUCGUCGACAACUGCGCCAUCUGCCGCAACCACAUCAUGGAUCUAUGCAUCGAGUGCCAGGCGAACCAGGCCAGCGCCACCAGCGAGGAGUGCACUGUCGCCUGGGGUGUCUGUAAUCAUGCUUUUCACUUCCACUGCAUCAGCAGGUGGCUCAAGACUCGUCAAGUGUGCCCAUUAGACAACAGCGAAUGGGAGUUCCAGAAAUAUGGCCACUAGACACCUCCUCUGCUGCUGGGUGGCUUGUUUCUUGCCUGCUGCUGUACCGGGAACGUGGGCCUGUCAUAUAUCAAGCAUCUCUAUCUUUAGCUACUUUAGAACAUUUGCAUCCAGCUUUAUCCUUACCAAUGUUCUUGCUUGAUGAUUUUGUAUAAAAGAUCUGUGUAUUCACACAGUUAAUGCUAUCGUGUUGAGGGAUUUCUCCUUUUGCCCGUGCUGUGGUACCAUUUCUGAAGUCGGUGCUUUUGGAUACAUA